AAUGCUGUUGUAUUCUAUCCACCAUUCCACCUUAACACCCUCGAACUGAGACACCUCUACCUCGGAAGAAACAAACAAUGGGAGCAGCAGCAUCAUCAGCCACCGCACCAUCACCGGUAACCGCCGCAUCAGCUGCAGCAACCGAAGCUGCUAUUCCCGGAGCCAAAGUUGCAGAAAUCUUCAUUUACCCAAUCAAGUCAUGCAGUGGAAUUUCACUUCCCAGUGCUCCCCUCAGACCUACUGGGCUUCGUUGGGAUCGGGAAUGGAUGGUGGUGAAUGAGAAAGGGAGGGGUGUCACUCAGAGAGUUGAACCAAAGCUUGCUUUUGUUCAGGUUGAAUUGCCCAAUGAGGCUUUUCUUGAAGACUGGGAACCUUCUCAGGAUUCCUUUAUGGUGUUGAAAGCACCUGGAAUGGAACCUCUCAAGGUUUGUUUGAAUAAACAACAUGAAGUUGCAAAUGGUCUCUCAGUAUGGGAAUGGAGUGGGUCUGCUUGGGAUGAGGGAGCUGAAGCAUCUCAGUGGUUCUCAGAUUAUUUGGGAAAACCCAGUCAACUGGUCCGCUUCAAUACUGCUUCAGAAGUUAGACAAGUGGAUCCUGAUUAUGUGAAGGAGCAUCAUUCAACCUUCUUCACUGAUGGUUUUCCAUUCUUACUCAUAUCUCAAGAGUCAUUGGAUUCUCUAAACGAGCAUCUAGAGGAACCCAUACGUAUCAAUCGAUUUAGACCCAAUAUCCUAGUUGAAGGUUGUGAACCAUUUUCUGAAGACUUAUGGUCAGAGAUCAAGAUAGGCAGGUUUUCAUUUCUGGGAUCCAAGCUAUGCGGCCGUUGUAAGGUAACUACAAUCAACCAAGAGACUGGGAUAGCUGGACGUGAACCACUUGAAACUCUUGCGACAUUUAGGUCUGGCAAAGUCAUAAGACCAAAUGGCAAAAACAAAGGCGCGGUUUACUUUGGUCAGAAUUUGGUCUGGAACUGGAAUGAUUCUUCUGCUAAAGGGAGUGGAAAAGUCCUUAAAGUGGGAGAUCCUGUUUAUGUUCUUCGAAAGGUCUCUUCACCUGCUGAAAUGCCUGCUUGAACUAUGUAUGUAGAAUCUGCAUCAGUCCUGUACCAGAAAUUUUAAGACUACCAAGUUUAUCAAACACUCUUAGUAGUGCCCAUGAUAAAAAUGAGAGAUUAUUUCGCAGUGCAUAGUUGUGACUUGUAAUGCUUAUACUUCUGUUUUGUGAAUUUAACAAUCUAGAAUUGUUAAAACCUCCAUCGUUUUUCAAA
Molecule: messenger RNA, 1267 nt
Organism: Lotus japonicus
Lineage: Eukaryota; Viridiplantae; Streptophyta; Magnoliopsida; Fabales; Fabaceae
Exons: 8
Coding region: 78-1073 (331 amino acids)
Molecular function (GO): pyridoxal phosphate binding; molybdenum ion binding; catalytic activity
Source: RefSeq, a predicted model, not a curated record